Dentiscutata erythropus is the source of this 750-nucleotide messenger RNA. NCBI's taxonomy places the organism in Eukaryota, Fungi, Glomeromycota, Glomeromycetes, Diversisporales, Gigasporaceae. The record is from the annotation of a GenBank genome assembly.
AUGUUCACGGGUAAAUUCGUUGUCGAAAAUCUUAAACAAUAUGUUACCGCUUCGAGCAUUUGUGUUAUUGCAGAAGGUGAACGUGAUCAUGAGUUUGAAGCCAGUGAAAUCCCACUUUGCGCUGCGUAUUACCAAUAUAACCCAUAUACUAAUUCAAGAAAUGUUCAAAUGAAAUUGAGAUUAUUCUACCCUACAAACGCGCAGCGAUUUUUAUAUCUACAUGCUAAUAAUAGCAUUAAACCAGCCAGAACAUUCAUUGCGUCCGGUUUUAUCAGAUGUGUAACCUCAGAGUUUACCAUAGUUGAGGUUACAGACAUCGACUUUGUAACCACUAUUAAUACAGCUCAGAACGUGCAAAGUGGCUCUUCAUCAGUCGCUUCAGGUCAUUGCUCAGAUAUUGACCUUAUAGCUGAAGAUGUAGAUGUCGAAUCUAUUGCUUCGCGAGCACCCAAAAGGCCCCGAAUAUUAACAUCGAGAUCUUCUAAAAAAGAUACUAACUCAUCCCCUACUGUUCAAAACCGGAAAGGUAAAGGUAAAUUGUCUGAUUUGGCUUUGAAUUGUUUAGAGCCGGUUGUUAUGGAUAACGUCCAAGAUAGAAGAGUCCAUAUAGAAAACGCUUCAAAUGAUGAUGAUUUAGAAUUUUUGGGUGAACAAGAAUUCGAAAAAGAACAAGAAGUUGAAAAAAAACAAGAAAAAAAAAAAGAAACCAAAAGCACUUCAAAUAAAAGAUCUUCAAAAAAGAAAAAUUAA